Molecule: messenger RNA, 786 nt
Organism: Torulaspora delbrueckii
Lineage: Eukaryota; Fungi; Ascomycota; Saccharomycetes; Saccharomycetales; Saccharomycetaceae
Product: 6-phosphogluconolactonase
Exons: 1
Coding region: 1-786 (261 amino acids)
Biological process (GO): pentose-phosphate shunt; carbohydrate metabolic process
Molecular function (GO): 6-phosphogluconolactonase activity
Source: RefSeq, a predicted model, not a curated record
AUGGUUAAAGUCUACAAAUACACGGAGAAACAAUCCCUGGCUCAUCAAGUCGGUAAAUAUAUCCUCGAGUGCCAAGACAAAGUCUUGCAGAACGAUAGUAAGGCUCAAUUCACGGUGGCAAUUAGUGGUGGUUCAUUAGUCAAUGUGCUGAAGGCGUGUCUUAUUGAUGACAAGGAGUUGGCUUCCAAGGUCCAAUGGGCCAAAUGGCACGUUUAUUUCUGCGAUGAGAGACUAGUUCCCCUUGAUGAUGCAGACAGCAACUACGGUGCAUUCAAAAAAGCUGUUCUAGAUCCCUUAUCCCAUCAUGGAGACCAUCUAAACCUUGGUCCAACUGUUUAUGCGAUCAACGAAACCCUAGUCAACGAAGGAUCCCACCAUAAUGAAAAGAUCGCCUCCGAGUACGAAUCUUUACUACCUUCCAAAGGUUUCGACCUACUUCUACUAGGCUGUGGACCAGACGGCCACACUUGCUCCUUAUUCCCUGGUGAGAAACACCGUUAUUUGAUUGAAGAAUCUCAAAAGAAGGUCGCAUGGUGCCACGAUUCACCAAAACCACCAAGUGACCGUAUAACUUUCACUUUCCCUGUGAUUUCUCAAGCCCGCAACAUUGCGUUCGUCGCAGAGGGAGCUUCGAAGCAACCUAUAAUGCAGUCUAUCUUCGACAAUAAAGACCAACAGCUCCCUACAGCAUUAAUCAAUGCCCGUUACAGUGACAAAGUCUGCUGGUUCAUCGACGAAGCAGCUUUUGCCACAGUCAAAGAUACCACCGCAGUCUUUAAGAACUGA